UGUUCAUUUGGUUUCAGGAUGGGAAAGAUCAUUUUUUUCGAGGACAGAGACUUUCAGGGACGCUCCUAUGAAUGUAGCUCAGACUCCUCUGAUCUGCAUCAACAUGUAGGUCAAUGUAAUUCCAUCCGUGUGGAAAAUGGUUGCUGGAUGAUCUACGAGUGCCCCAACUACAUGGGGUAUCAGUAUUACCUGAAGAAGGGAGAGUAUCCUGAGUACCAGAGAUGGAUGGGAUUUAAUGACUGCGUCAGAUCAUGUCGCAUGAUUCAGCCACACAAAGGUUCCCAGCAAAUAAAGAUCUUUGAGAAAGAGGAUUUUAAAGGUCAGAUGAAAGAAUUCUCCAGCGAUUGUUCCAAUGUCCAAGAACAAUUCCAAUACAAUAACAUCCACUCUUGCAACGUCCUUCAGGGGAACUGGAUCUUCUAUGAGGAGCCCAACUACAAAGGAAGACAGUAUCUCUUAAGACCUGGAGAGUACAGGAGAUUCAGUGACUGGGGUGCUGUGAAUGGCAAAGUUGGCUCAUUCAGACCCAUCCUGGAGAACUAUUAA
Messenger RNA from Staurois parvus, 546 nucleotides. Lineage: Eukaryota; Metazoa; Chordata; Amphibia; Anura; Ranidae. The record is from the annotation of a GenBank genome assembly.